This is a messenger RNA of Chiloscyllium plagiosum (whitespotted bambooshark), 2065 nucleotides long. RefSeq names its product forkhead box A2 (gene foxa2). Gene Ontology annotation, biological process: anatomical structure morphogenesis; cell differentiation; regulation of transcription by RNA polymerase II. The record is from RefSeq and is a predicted model, not a curated record. Gene Ontology annotation, molecular function: DNA-binding transcription factor activity, RNA polymerase II-specific; RNA polymerase II cis-regulatory region sequence-specific DNA binding; protein domain specific binding. NCBI's taxonomy places the organism in Eukaryota, Metazoa, Chordata, Chondrichthyes, Orectolobiformes, Hemiscylliidae.
UAUCACCGUCCACCGCUAAACCACCCACGUCACUUCAAACCACUGUCAUCAUUGGAAUCGUUCUUUCUCCGCAGCUUAGCAUUAGGGCUGCAGAACCCAGCACUACCCCCACCUCCCCCACCAACACACACACACACACCCCUCUCCACCACCUCCCACCCUCCACACACCCCUCCCCCCCAAAAAAAUAAGCCAUUCCGCAAUCGGACACGGGGGUAAUCUAUCGCCCACAAUCAGCAGGAACUUUCCUCUCUCUCUCUCUCUCUCUUUCUCUCUCUCCCUAUAAUGCACCCUACCUCCAGUAUGCUCGGCGCAGUGAAAAUGGAAGGACAUGAGCAUGCAGAUUGGAGCUCCUAUUAUGCAGAGUCCGAGGGGUACCCCACGGUGAGCAAUAUGAACGGGGGAAUUGGAAUGAACGGCAUGAACACGUACAUGACCAUGUCCGCCAUGGGCACCAGCGCCAAUAUGACAGCGGGCUCCAUGAACAUGUCCUACGUUGGCACGGGCAUGAGCCCAGCUAUGACCGGCAUGUCCCCGGGCGCGGGGGCGAUGAAUGGCAUGGGGAGCGGUAUGUCGGGGAUGGGCAGCGCCUUGAGCCCCAGCAUGAGUCCGAUGAGCGCUCAGGCGACGUCCAUGAACGCCCUGACCUCCUACACCAACAUGGGCAUGAGCCCGCUCUACGGCCAGUCCAACCUGAACCGAUCCAGAGACCCCAAGACCUACCGCCGCAGUUACACCCACGCCAAGCCUCCUUACUCCUACAUCUCCCUCAUCACCAUGGCCAUCCAGCAGUCCUCCAGCAAGAUGCUGACCCUGAGUGAGAUCUACCAAUGGAUCAUGGACCUGUUCCCUUUCUACCGUCAGAACCAGCAACGUUGGCAGAACUCUAUCCGCCACUCGCUCUCCUUCAAUGACUGCUUCCUGAAAGUGCCCAGGUCCCCGGACAAACCGGGGAAGGGCUCCUUUUGGACCCUGCACCCGGACUCGGGCAACAUGUUCGAGAACGGCUGCUACCUGAGGCGCCAGAAGCGCUUCAAGUGCGAGAAGAAGCAGGCGCUCAAGAAUUCGCAGCAGGACGCCGGUCGCAAGUCUGCCGAGGGCUGCUCGGCCGGGAACGGUACCGACUCCAGCCCGGGGAAUGAGUCCCCCCAGUCCGGCAGCUCUCCCGGAGGAGGUGGAGGUGGUGGAGGCGGUGGUGGGGGAGGAGGAAGCGAGUCGAAGCGAGCGCUGGCCGACCUCAAGUCCCGCAGCUCCACCCUGAGCCCGGAGCACGGGAACGGAUCGGUCAGCCAGGCGCCCCCGCCUCACCUGAUGCACCAGCACCACUCGGUGCUGUCCCACCUCCCAUCACCAGGCCAGGAUCAUCUGAAACCCGAGCACCACUACUCGUUCAACCACCCGUUCUCAAUCAACAACUUGAUGUCUUCCGAGCAGCAACAUCACAAAAUGGACUUGAAGGCCUACGAACAAGUGAUGCAUUACUCUAACUAUAGCUCCCCCAUGUCCGCCAACCUCCCCAUGAGCUCUAAAGGCGUCUUAGAUCCACCGUCCAUCGCCAACGACACGUCUUAUUACCAAGGUGUGUAUGCCAGACCAAUCAUGAACUCAUCUUAAAAACAUUUAUUCCCCCCCCCCCACCCCCCCACCCCUUCUCACAAUCGGACUGGGCCAAUUCUGUACAUUUUUGUAAGAAGUGCUAAUUAAGGGAGGGAGGGAGGGUGUGCGUGGGCAAAAAUUGUGCGCAGGUAAUUGGAAAAUAUUAUUUUUGUUUGUUGAUGUUUUCAGACUGUUAGCUGUUCAGCGAUUCCUCUGCUCGUUUUUUUUUUGUUUCCGGACUGUAAAUUGCGCGCCGUUUUAAAUGUCUUCUGUUUGUUUUGACUGCUUCAGGAUACACCGGGGCGUUUAAUAUAACGACGUUUCUGUACUGUGCGCAGUUCUCUGGCCGAUUUCUCUCUCACUGAGGACCAAACUUCCCAAACAAACAAAAUGCGAACCUCCUUUCCCAUCACAUUUAAAAUUUCGCUGGCAUUUAACAGCGAAUCAACCCCCCCCCCCCCCCGCUUCG